UCCCGGUUCCGGCCCCGCCCCGCCCGGUGCGGCCCCGCCCCGCGGCGGCGGCGGCGCGAGGAUGAGCGGGAGGCGGGUGGACGCCAAGGUGGUGCUGCUGGGGCAGGAGGGGGUGGGCAAGAGCAGCCUCGUGGAGCGCUGCGCCCACCGCCGCUUCCGWCCCGGGCCCUACCAGAACACGAUCGGAGCCGCCUUCGUGGCCAAGGUGAUGACCGUGGGGGACCAGACAGUGACCCUSGGCAUCUGGGACACGGCGGGYUCGGAGCGCUACGAGGCCAUGAGCCGCAUCUACUACCGGGGAGCCCGGGCUGCCAUCGUCUGCUAUGAUCUCACUGACAGUGGCAGUUACCAGCGAGCCAAGUUCUGGGUGAACGAGCUGCAGAACUGCGAGGAGGGCUGCCGGAUYUACCUGUGCGGCACCAAGAGCGACCUGCUGGAGGAGGACAGGAGGAAGCGGGGAGUUGACUUCCACGAUGUGCAGGACUAUGCUGAUGAGAUCAAAGCAGACCUCUUCGAGACCUCGAGUAAAACGGGCCAGAGUGUGGAYGAGCUGUUCCAAAAGGUGGCCGAGGACUACGUCAACUUCUCCGCCUUCCAGGUGAUGACAGAGGACAAGGCUGUCAACCUGGACCAGAGGAACAGUCCCUACUUCUACAGCUGCUGCCACCACUGAGCCCCUGUGCCAAAAGGGAAUUGCUGCUGCCAGUUGGGCAGCUGGCAUGCGCCGGACUCUUCCGGAUUUUUACCUGCUGUGUUUUAGCUGUUUGGGCCUGUCCACGGCACAGCCUACGGACUGCUCUCCUGGCACACGGAGCGGCACAGGGCUGCCGUGCAGUGCYGGGAAUCCAUGGACUGUCACCCGUGGGGCCACCUCCCUGCCACCUGUGGUGUUUGUGGGAGCUGUGGUGGCCCAGCGGUGGCCGGUAACUUAUUCUCUUGGAGAUGCUUGAUUCUUUGCAGAUUUAYUUAAGCGUCUUCUCUUGAGGUGUACAAUGUAUGUAAAUAAAAUGCAUUGUGGUCUGAGUCA
Malurus melanocephalus (red-backed fairy wren) is the source of this 1027-nucleotide messenger RNA. It is a transcript of the gene RAB24, whose product is annotated as RAB24, member RAS oncogene family. The coding region runs from base 62 to 673 and encodes 203 amino acids. The transcript has 8 exons. The record is from RefSeq and is a predicted model, not a curated record. NCBI's taxonomy places the organism in Eukaryota, Metazoa, Chordata, Aves, Passeriformes, Maluridae. Gene Ontology annotation, molecular function: GTPase activity; GTP binding.